CGUCCAGGUAUUUGGCUCGUGUGAAAAGCCGCCUUUGGGUAAAAGUCUUACAGAGAAAAAGACGACUGGACGGUGAGCUCAGGAAGCGUUCACCGAAAUAUUCUGGUGCAUACGGUAAUCUAAGGACGAAAACUUGAAAUUUCAGACUCUUUUUAAAACGCAAAGAUGAAGAUCCUCAUUAAGAUAAUAGCGUUAUUGAUGGUGAGUUUCGUUUGGAGAACGGAGGCACGAAGGAGUCACCAAAGACAUUAUUCGUUUCAUGGAGAAAAACAUAACGGUGACGAUAACCUCGGGAUCAACCGUCCUAACCCAUCGACAUCCAGGACUAACGAUCAGGUUCAUAAGAGAAAGAUUGGAUGGAUAGAAGUUAAAGAAGUGCCUGGUUGUGAAUGUAAAGGUGGGGAAAUCUGCAUUCAAGGACCCAAACAUCAUCGACCUGUGUGUAUCAAAGAACAUCAGCUAAAGGAGAGUGCACGGCUGUUUCGACGGUUCCAUGAACGCAAAGAGCUGGCCGAAGAAAGAAAGAAUGAUAUAGACCACAAGCACAGAUCCAGCUUCGAGGCCCCUCAUGACCUUCACAUCAGUGUAUUUGCAAAACACAAGCAGUCUCAUGAGGGCAAGAACAGACCCAGUGUUUCAGAAUCCAUGCAUUAUGGCAAGAGAUUGCAUUUGAACAACAUGCCAUUCAACAAGACUGAAGACAUGCCAGUUGCUGAUGCACCUAGUUCUGGGACAAAGUGUGAUAGCAGUGCUUUGGAUCAGAUGCGUCAACGCCUGACUGGAUGGUUCCAUGUUCUGCGUGGCAAAAAUGCUCAUCAUUCUGGCAAGAAACAUCAACACAAAAAGCAUCAUCAUUUUUCAGUGAAGAAGGAGUUGCGUGACAAACAUCCUGAUGGGAAGUGCAGCUGUCUCAGGUCUGUCAUGUGGGAAUUCCGUCAGAUUGACAUUGACCACAAUCACAAUCUCAACAAAACAGAACUGGUCAUUGUUGACAGCAAUGACAAAGAACCAUGCCUCCACCCGUACCUCUGGUCAUGUGACAAAAACUCAGAUGGGCUCCUGUCCCGCAGUGAAUGGUGUUGCUGUUUCCAAGAAAAUGGCGAAGAAUCCCCAUGUUUUAAAAAGCUGAAAGAGAUCGAAUCCUUGAAGAAUGAAGUGAGCUAUGUACCAAGUUGUGAUCAAGAAGGCUACUUUGAAAAACAACAGUGCAUGGGAUCUGAACAAGAGACUCAGGUGUGCUGGUGUGUAACACCCAAUGGAUCCCAAAUCCCUGGGUCACGUACAUAUGGCCAUGCACAUUGUGGCAAGCUUGAUGUCAUGGGCUACCCUAAGUCAUGGCAUGCAGUAUAAAGGGAGCUUGUUCAUCAUGCCUUUUAGAGUGAUUCAUCCUACUGGACAGCAUACAUUUACUCAGUUACCAGAGCUUGUGAAUACCAAGAUCUUCUGAAGGAAGAACCAUACAAAUAGCUUUCAGAUGUUUUCCAUUAAUGUGAAACAUCUUUCUGCAUUAUUAGAAUCUAAUGUGUCUCAUUGACUUACCUGGUUACACGAUAUAUGUGAUCAGAUCAGCAAAGAUAUAAUCAUGCUACCUGCUUUAUUCGAGAAAAUGGUCACAAUGUGUACUUAGUGUGAUCCCUCCCCUUUCAGGCAAACUGUUAACUUAAGGUCUCAACAUCUGGUCAUUGAAAACAAAACACAGAAAAUUAACCAUGUGUCACAAAAAAUAAAAAUAUAAGUAAGUCAUUUAAAAUGCAUGUUUACUAUAAAAUUAGGUAGAAAUGUUUGUACCAUUAGGCAAUAGGUCUUGUAUUUUAAGAAAAUCCACACAUAUCAGCUUCCACAAUAGGAUCACACUGAAAACUUGGUAUGUGUUAAAAACAAAUUCCAGUUGUAAAGUCACUUUUAAUCAACUUAAAUCAUCCUAAAGGGAACAGAGCUUAUCAAGAAUGGUGAGAUGAUAAGAUAUAUAUAUAGUAAGUCUGAUGAUUGUCACACAAAACUUUCGGGAAACUUUAGAACAUUGCCAUACCACAUUCCAUGCGCCAACUCUCCCACCCGCACACAUACAUUUUCUUUAUCCAGUCCCUUCUAUCAGAUAAACACACAAGCACACACACACACUAGAAGGACUACUUAUACCAUUAUCAGGAAAGAGUAGAAAGAAUAAAUCAGGAAAGAGCAGAAAGAAUAAGAAAAUAAAACUACAAAAAAGUAGAAUAACAAAGAUAAUGCACACAGGUUGGUUAAAAAGAAGUCCAUAGAUCCUUUCCACACAUGCAUGCACAAACAUAUGGUUUCCUGCUGUCUUACAUGACAUUAGCUUUAUUCUGUCAGCAUUAAUACUGUAAUUGUGUUGCUAGUCUUUUUGUCACCGUAGCUGUAUACAACAUUGUACAUUAUAGAGAAGUGGCAGAUCUGCAUAUAUUUGCUUGGGGGAGGGGGUGGUAGUUUUGGAUGGUUGAGUUGGAGCAGGUUGUAGGUUUGAAGCUUUGUAGGCUAGUGACUGGAAAACUCCAUCUGUCUGCCUAGUCGUUGAUGGAUACAUGUUUUACCAGGGAACAUUCAGUGCUUUAGAAAGGGACAGUUGAGCUCAGUCUGCCAACUGCCAGUGUUUGAACAGGGUGAAUCCCUUAUAGUUGACUGCCACUGGAGCUCAGGGCUUUUAUUUUAUGGUUUCUGAAUUUUUUUUUUGCACAGACUUGGUUUCAUUUUAUGCAUUUAUAUUAUUGUGUAUCCUUUAUGCAUUGGUCGUUUUGCAGGUUUUUAUUGUGAAAAUUACGUGAAUCAAAGCUGUUAGUCUCAGUAUCAGCUCGUGCAUGUUAUCUAGCAUUAUGUAAAAUUAUGCUGUAAAUGUCUUCCAAUUUAUGUCUUUAGAAUUAAGUCUUGCAUGUAGAGGUCAUUGUUUUAUUGAAAUUUUCAUGGCAGGGAUAUUUAGUCUUUUACCAGUAACAGUGGUACUUAAAAUUUAAUCCUUGUUGGAAUGGCAACUUGAACAGGAAUUCAUACUUAAAAAAUUUUGCAGUAACACUUUAACACCCUGUUUUGUUGUUGUUUCUUUUUAUUUGGAGGAAAGGAACUUUGCCACUGCAAUGAGUGCACAAAAUGGAAACAGUAAUGAUCUGUUUGUGUAAAAUGGUUGUGUUUAAUCGACUGUGAUAAAACCUUAGUCAUUCCAAUUUUUUUUUUAAAAGAUAUUUUGAGGUUCAGUUAAAGUAUUUUUUCCAAAAUCAGUUGCCAAUGUACAUCAUUCCAUAAAAUCAAAACACACUUUGAAAGAUGCUAUUGAAAGAUGUUUUAUAUCUUGCUGGUUUUUUUUCAAUGCAUAAAAGAUCUGAGAAGUGAACAGCUUUUAGCUUAUUUUAGCUUGAACUUCUUGGCUCUGCAGUCUUCAUUUACUUGAUAACUGCAGUGGACUGUUUUAGUCAUACUGUACUGUUACCAUUUAUUGCUUUGAACCUGGCCUGACAUAUUAUUGUACAAUAAACUUAACUUUCUUGUAAGUCUUCAUUACUGAAGGUAUUUUGACACAAUUUCUUUAUAAAAACUUUUAUUGCAGCCUGUAACUGUCUUUGGUGAGGGUUUUUUUGCAACCAUCAUUUUUAAUGAUUAAAUCAGUUUGAGAUCUUU
This is a messenger RNA of Pomacea canaliculata, 3627 nucleotides long. Its product is annotated as proteoglycan Cow-like. The transcript has 10 exons. Bases 166 to 1350 code for a protein of 394 amino acids. NCBI's taxonomy places the organism in Eukaryota, Metazoa, Mollusca, Gastropoda, Architaenioglossa, Ampullariidae. Gene Ontology annotation, molecular function: calcium ion binding. The record is from RefSeq and is a predicted model, not a curated record.